Molecule: messenger RNA, 1035 nt
Organism: Rhodofomes roseus
Lineage: Eukaryota; Fungi; Basidiomycota; Agaricomycetes; Polyporales; Fomitopsidaceae
Exons: 6
Coding region: 1-1035 (344 amino acids)
Source: RefSeq, a predicted model, not a curated record
AUGCUCACCACUGGUUCGGUGGCAUCCACCACAACUCCUGCUAAGGUCAACAAAACGAAGGCACGGUCUUUCGAGUCAGCAACUCCCAAGUCUGAGCGACCACCUGAGCAAACCAUGGCCUCCAUCUUUGACCUCAUCACCGUGAAGGCCAUCUCUCCACUUGCUCAUAACCUCUCAGAUGAAGACUCAGCCAACAAACAAAGUGAUUCUGCCAUGGUUGACGGCUACACUCAGUCAGACGAUACUCAUGGACAAUGGCAGGGCAUCAUCUCUGUUACAUGCAAGAAGCCAGAUGAUGCAGCUCAGAAAGCUGCAGCCAAGGCAUGCCAGGGAACCAACCACAGCCAACAGCGGAAGGCUGUGGAGUGUGCAAGGAAUGAGGACCUUCCUUGCUCUGAGUGCGAGUGGCAGCUCAUCUUUGUGCCAACAUUGUUUGAGCAUCUAGGUCGGCUUGCAAACCCAUGGGAUGUUCAGGAGGCAAGCAAUCUUGCGGUUUUACAGAAGACUUGGGACAAUUGCUUUCCCAACAAGCCCCAUAAAGCCAAGCACAAGUGCUAUGUAUGGCGCACUGCCAUCAGAAGAAACACAAUUGCUGCGGUUGACAAGACCUUUCAUGGUUGUAUCAUGCCACAUGAAGAGCAGAUGAAGUAUGCAGAUGCAGAGCUUGAGGAGGAUCCCAAAGCUGACAGGGCUCUGCGGACCACACCAUUCCUCUGGCAUGAAGUCCGGAAGAAUCCUGAUGGGAGUGUUAAGAUCUUCAUGUGUCUACUUUCAGGGAGCACUGCUCUAGCAGUCAUUGCACCUCUUGCAAACCAAUUGAAGGUGGAACAUGCGUGGAAACUCUAUGCAAGCGGUGAUCUGCCAGAAGAUCCCCUUGCAAAGAAAACCUGGGCAAAGAUCCUCACCUCAGCUGAAGAGAUCAUGGCAAUGCUCCCCGGUGCAAAGGCAGUGGACGUCAUGGACAUUGCUCUGCCUGAGGAGAUUGCAGAGAAGAAGGCAAAGAUCACCCAGCCAGCAAUGAGCACAGCGUCUUGA